Messenger RNA from Rotaria sordida, 1419 nucleotides. The record is from the annotation of a GenBank genome assembly. Lineage: Eukaryota; Metazoa; Rotifera; Eurotatoria; Philodinida; Philodinidae.
AUGACUCUUGGUGGUUUACUUAUCAAUCGUCGUACAAAACGACAAUAUCGUUUAGAUGGAUGUCGUCGAUCACGUAAAAAUCCUUUAUUAAAUUUAGCACGACCAUUUUUAUCUUUAAUAACUAAUUCACAAUUACCAAAUAUUAUUGAUUUACGUUCAUUUUUAAGUCCAAUUGAAGAACAAUAUACAGCUGGUUCAUGUGUUGGUAAUGCAUUAGCAUCUAUAUUAGAAUAUUUUUAUUUUUAUACAACUGGUCAAAUAAAAAUUUUUAGUCGUUUAUUUAUUUAUUAUAAUGCUCGAAUGAUGGAAGAUAAAAUAUCACAACGAAAUGCAACUGAAAUAGAUUCUGGUGCUGAUAUACAAUAUGCUAUUAUAAGUUUAAUUGAAUAUGGUUGUUGUGAAGAACAAGAUUGGCCAUUUUAUGAACAUCUUAUUAAUAUUCAACCAAAUUAUAAAGCAUAUAAAAAUGGUCAAUUAUAUUGUUUAAAUGAAUUUAGUCGUCUUUCAAAUAAUAUUAAUCAAUUACGUCAAUGUCUUAUUCAAGGUUAUCCAUUUAUUAUGGCAAUAAAAAUAUUUUCAUCAUUUGGAUCAAAUCAUCAUGGUUAUAUAUCAAUGCCAAAAAAAUAUGAAAAAUCAUCUCAAUAUCGACAUGCUAUUGUUUGUGUUGGUUAUAUACAUUCUAAACGAAUAUUUAUUAUACGUAAUUCACAUGGAAUUGAUUGGGGUGAUCAUGGUUAUGGUUAUUUACCAUAUGAAUAUGUAACAGAUAAAAUUUUAACAAAAGAUUUAUGGGCAAUAAAAUCAAUUAAAAAUAUGAGAAUAAUAUCAAAUGAAGAACAUAUUAGAUGGAAUGAUUUUUCAAUAUUAUCAAAAUCAUGGAGUCAACAAGAUAUGAUUGAUGAUCAAUCACAAUGUGAUAUUGAAUAUUCAAAUGAUGAACAAGAAGAAUCAGAACUAACUAAUGAACAUAGACAAUAUCAACGUUGUUAUUCACAAGAAUUUGAAAGAGAACGAUCAGCAUCACCAAUACAAUUAGAAGAAAAUCAUUUCAUACAACCAUCUUUUAUAAAUCAUCAUUCAACAGCUCAUAUUCCAUCGCAAAUUACAUUUAUGAAUGCACCUUUAACCCUUUGGUCACGGAUCACCCAUAUAUGUGCUUUGAACUUUUGCAGUCAAAUUGAACAACAUUAUAAUGAAUUUACAAAUAUUAGCCUUAUAUUUUCUAGUCAAAAACAUCAUCGUUUUAUAAUUGUAUUUAUUAUUAUCAUUGGUAUUCAUGUUAUGAUUGUAUGUCUUCUUGCUUUAUACAUAUUAUGUAAAAGUCCAGUACCAUAUCGUCAUAGAAUUCAAUUAGAUUAUAUUAUUGAUCCACAAUUAGCUAAACAAGCAGCACUAAAACUUGCACCAGAACCAGUAUAA